AAAAUUAUAAAUAAAUAGAGUCUUAUAGCUCCAGGAUGAGGAUGUCAUGUUGCACCUUGUGGUAAAUUUAUUGAUAAUUUAAGUAUGCGGGUGCAACAAUAGAUUUACCCUGAAAAUAAACCAAAUAAAUUAUCAGAUUUACGAUGACGUAGUUCCGAAGCUAUUGUGGAAGAGGUCCUGAGGUCAUUAAAGACAACAAACAAGAGGGGAUAAGUAUUUCAAAUUUUAAAAUUAAACUUUAUUGUAAUAGUAAUUUAUCAUCCAGGGUCCAGUUGCUGUCAGUACUUACGUAGACUUUAUGAAGUAAACGUAAAUAAACUAAAUUUAAUUUCCCAAGUGCAUUUUGCUUAAAUAAUUUAUAAUAAAAAUAAAUAAUGAAUAAAUUUAUUGGAUUAAUUUUAUUUAUCAUUUUUUACGCUAGUGAGUCAAAACUUAAAUUUCUAGAAGACCAGGAGUAUAAAACUCUUAAUAGUGAAUAUGUGUUGGAAGUAUUAGGAUUACCAAAAAAGCCAGAAAAUAUUGUGAAGCCUAGCAUAGAAAGACGAUCAGCUCCUGUUUAUCUCAUGAAUAUCUACUCAAAUACUGUUGACAAAAUUAAUGCCAAUUACACGUCUUAUGAUCCGACUCAUUACGAUUAUCACAAAGUUAAUCAGAGUGAUAUUUUAAUAAGUUUUAUUGCUCAGCACAAAACCCAGAAAAAAGCAAUUCGGCGAAUGUGGUUUGAUGUUUUGAUAAACCAGACCCAAGAAUUGUCAUCUGCUGAUUUACGUCUCUAUCGUGAUAAUACUCAGACAAUGAAUCGUUAUCAGGGUUUUUCAUUCAACAUCACAGUCUACAGAGUUUAUAAAAAUGACAGUAACAAUAAAGUCGGAUAUAUUUAUGCUAAUUCUCAAAUCGUUGAUGCUGACUAUCAAGGAUGGAUUGUUACCAACAUCACCAGUUGCUUUCAGUGGUGGAUAGACAACCCGACACUCAACAAUGGCUUGAAGAUCGUGACGAUCCCAAUUUAUGACGACCAAUCUGAUAGAUCUGGAUCCAGUUAUAGUUAUAAAGUUAAACCAGAGGCAAUAGGAAUCGCUGGAUUUGAUGGAGAACCAGAUAAAUUUGCUUUCGCUGUCGGAUAUUACAAAAAUUUAAAUAUUGAAUCGACUACUUGCUGGGAUUGUAAUCGAGUAAUGAGCCUGCGAUAUAGAAGAAGUUAUUAUAUCAGUGAAGAGUUAAAUGACAAAGAAAAACAGGUAGUUAGAGAUCGGAUGGUGCGAUGCCAGUUGAGAGAUUUGUAUGUUGACUUUAAAGAAAUCGGGUACGAGGACUGGAUCAUUGCGCCAAAUGGAAUCGAUGCUUCAGAUUGUAUUGGCAAAUGCGAGUUCCCUUUCGAUAGUACUAUGAAUGCUACUGUACAUAGUCACCUUAAGUCUCUUAUGAAGAUCAACAAAGUGUCUUCUGUAUCACCGCUAUGCGCGCCGAUAAAAUACUCCGCAUCAAGCGUUUUGUUUUGGUUGGCUAAAGAUAAGGCUGUUCACAAAAUUAUGAGAGAAGCGAGUGCUACUAAGUGCGGAUGCCGCUGAUUAUUUUACUUUAUUUUAAAUGUUAGUAGAAUUGUCUAUACUAACUCAACUUAACUUUGGUUUUAUUAAUGUGAAUUCAUUUUUUAAAUAAUAAUAUAUUUUAUGAUAAAAUAAAAAAAGAAUAUGACGGUAAAUAAAAUUUUUGUGUGUUAUUUGAGUGAUUUAAUUAUUAAUUUUAUAUUUAUAAAAUAAUUUUUAUUCAAAUUGGUGUAUAGAUAUCAAAAUAAUUAUAAAGUUUAACUCCUAGGACAUAAUUAUUUUUAGCGAAGCUUAAUAUUUUGUAUCAAAUUUAUAUUACUUAUUAUAAAUAUUUAUGUAGUUGUAACACUAAUUACUGUGAUAAUUAUAAUGACAUGUCCUGGAAUUUUAAAAAAAAAAAAAAAAAAAAUUAUAAUAAUAAAUU
Messenger RNA from Microplitis demolitor, 1971 nucleotides. Its product is annotated as bone morphogenetic protein 7. The coding region runs from base 375 to 1568 and encodes 397 amino acids. The record is from RefSeq and is a predicted model, not a curated record. The transcript is spliced from 2 exons. Gene Ontology annotation, cellular component: extracellular region. Gene Ontology annotation, molecular function: cytokine activity; growth factor activity. Gene Ontology annotation, biological process: SMAD protein signal transduction. Lineage: Eukaryota; Metazoa; Arthropoda; Insecta; Hymenoptera; Braconidae.